Molecule: messenger RNA, 1809 nt
Organism: Carassius auratus (goldfish)
Lineage: Eukaryota; Metazoa; Chordata; Actinopteri; Cypriniformes; Cyprinidae
Gene: spag7
Product: sperm associated antigen 7
Exons: 7
Coding region: 432-1169 (245 amino acids)
Molecular function (GO): nucleic acid binding
Source: RefSeq, a predicted model, not a curated record
AUAAUUGAUCAGACAUUACUUUUACAAAUAUUACACUGAUGUAAUUUGUCAAAUGUAAAUAAAUGAGCAGAAGACAAUUCCAGAAUAAACGAAAAUACCCAGAAUGGGAAUCACAAAAAAUUAUUCAUAUGCAUAACGUGGUAUUACUGAGCAAUUAUUAAUCUACACUGAGUUGAUGUAAAGUGCCGAUAUUAUGCUUUAAUGAAUCAACACGAGAGUCUUACGUGGUAAUAAAACAUUUGGCAAACUUCAAUGCAAAGAUACUGUUCUUUGAUAAUUGUACACCGACAUUUAUUUAGAUUCAGACGCUUCAAUGUCGAUCACAUGCUGAAUAUCUUAAGAUCAAACUAAUCCAAAUACAGCGAGCGGCUUAAUGACGUCAUUGCGCAAGCCUGUGGUUGGACUACGUUACCCACAAUGCCAUUUCAAGAAUGCAGCAUGAAGCGAGCUUCCGGUUAAAAUUAGACAGUCCAAAGAUGGCGGACCUCUUGGGCUCGAUCUUGAGCUCAAUGGAAAAGCCUCCAACCGUUCACGAUCAAGAAAGCCGAAGGAAAGCCAGAGAACAAGCUGCCAGACUGAAGAAGAUUGAGGAGGAUGAGAAGCGAAAGAAAGCAGAGUUUAGAAAAAAGAUGGAGAAGGAAGUGUCAGAGUUCAUUCAGGACAGCACACUACAGAAGAAGAAAUAUGACCCAAUGGGCAAGAUCGAGAGAAGUAUAUUGCAUGAUGUGGCUGAGGUGGCUGGACUGACAUCGUUUUCUUUUGGUGAGGAUGAAGAGAGCAGAUAUGUCAUGCUGUUUAAAAAGGAGUUUGCACCAUCAGAUGAAGAACUGGAGGCUUAUCGGAAGGGUGAGGAGUGGGACCCGCAGAAAGCCGAGGAGAGACGUCGGCUAAAGGAACAGGCUGCACUAGAGAUGCAAGAGGCCAGUCAUACUCAGGAGAGGCCUGUGUCACCCAAUUCAAACUACAGAGACAAAUACAGCCAUCUGAUUGGAACAUCUGCUGCUAAAGAUGCCGCCCACAUGCUUCAAGCCAAUCGGGCAUAUGGCUGUGUCCCUGUGGCCAAUAAGAGAGACACUCGCUCCAUUGAAGAAGCCAUGAACGAGAUCAGAGCCAAAAAAAGACUGAAGAAAGGCCAGGUGGAGGCCACUGGCAGCGGCAGCAGUGUGUGAAAGUGGUGUGUGUAUUUGUUUAUAUAAUCCGUUAUAAUGCAGAACAGAAGAGCGAUUGAACAGUGUUUUACAAUGUUUUACAUGAAGAGCAGGGUUUGAUAAAGAUGAAUUGUCAUGCACAUAAAGACAGUUUAAAACUGCCGCAGGAUAACUGUACUGUUCAAAAAUGCUUUCACCUCUAUAUUACUGUCCCAAAUCAUGUGUUUUUAGAAAUCAUUAUUAGAAUAAACAGAAAUGUGUUGUUCAAUAUUGAAAAUUCCUUUUGUAUCUUGGCAUGGUGAUAUAAUGGCUCCUUUUUAAGUAAAGUCACAGUUGGUCUUAGAAUAGUUUUCAUUUGCAUGAAAUGCUUAAAACAGUCAUAUUUAUUGCUUUGACAUAACUGUGGUAGGUAUGUUCGACUCCAUGGCCGUUUUAAUUUUAAAUUAUUAAGCAGUAUGUCCUUAAACUAGUAGUUGUUCCUCAUUGAUGUUUAUUUGCUUUAAAUAAAUUCCUUGUGUGUUUUAUGUACAAGUGUUGUAUGCAGUUUGUAUAUCAUCUCAUCCAUAGCUAACACAUUCUCCAUCAUUCUGAGCUGUGAAUCAUUAUGUCCUUAUGUAUAUGGACUAGAUGGAUCAAACAAAUAAAAUUGUGGUGUCAUAGA